Messenger RNA from Bursaphelenchus okinawaensis, 2225 nucleotides. The record is from the annotation of a GenBank genome assembly. Lineage: Eukaryota; Metazoa; Nematoda; Chromadorea; Rhabditida; Aphelenchoididae.
AUGACAAAAGGCAGUUACGACCUAAACCUUCCAAAUGGCUACAACAAUAAUAAAAGGCCAUCGCAAGAUUCAACGAUAUCAACUGGGAGUGAAGAACACUACUCACCUCAUGGCCUAGGCUGGUUCAUCACAGCUUUAUUUAUAUUGGGAGACCUGGUUGGGGGUGGAUUGGUCGCUCUACCUGUUGCUACUGUUCACACUAGUAAGUUGUACAGUAAAAAGUUGUAAAAUCUCGGUAGCAUCUAACUAUUUAGCUUUAAACUCAAGCUUACAGCAUCUAAUCGUAGAGAUGUUCUCAACCUUGCAGCAUCUAAGCUUAACCAUGUAGAUCAAAAACAAAGCAAAAACUAUUUCGACUUUUCAGAUAUUUACUUCAGCAUAGGCUUUAUUAUAUUCAUGGCAGCAAUAGCCAUGUAUACAGCCCAUGUUCUUGGCCUCUGUUGGAAUAUAUUACUCAAGAGGUGGCCUAAAUAUCGUGAACACUGUCGCCAACCUUACCCGGAAAUUGCGCGACGAGCUUUGGGCAAAAAAUGGAAUUAAGUCACUAAAUAGUGGCAUAUUGAGAAGAUUAUACUCUUAUCUUUUACAAUGUUAAAUUAUCUUAUCCUAGUAACACUGCAGUACAAAAGCAAACUGAGAGUAAACAAUAUUAUAGAUACAAUUCUAAAUCAUAUACUUUUCAGAAGAGCCAUCUCCGUCUGUGUUGAUAUUACACAGUUUGGCAUAGCAGUGGUCUAUUUAUUACUAGCCGCCAAGAACAUUCGUGAUCUCAUAUUAAUCCACAUUCAAAAAGAUAUCAGUUAUUGUUACGUGGUAUUGAUAGUAGCUACCUGCUUUCUACCGUGCACUUUCCUGAAGUCACCUCAAGACUUUUGGGCAGCCGUUGUGGUAGGAAUGUUUACAUCAGCUGUUUCGGCCGUUCUGAUUACUGUAGGCAGUAUAUCUGACUACGAUACUUGUAAUCCAGAAAGACAAUUACCUCCAACUGACAUUACCAACUAUUUCUUGGCCGUAGGAACUUAUAUGUUCAGUUACUGUAACCAUGCCGCUUUUCCUACCAUUCAACAUGACAUGAAAAGGCCUGGUGACUUCUCUAAAAGUGUCGUUACUGCUUUCUUAUGUGAGUUGUAAUUAAAAAUGAAAAUCUUAUACUAAUAGACAAUAAUAAUAUCAAAUACCUCAUCGUUACCUAAGUCAAAGUAUGAGUUAACAACAAAUUAUAACAAGAUACUAUUAUAGUAACAUCGAUUAUGUACACACCCGUAUCCCUAGUAGGCUACAUCACAUAUGGUGAUUCUAUGAAGCACUCCGUCAUCAGUAGUUUACAAAUUGAUUGGAUUCAACAGACUGUCAACGUACUGAUUACAAUUCACUGUAUAUUAACAUUGACUAUCGUCAUGAAUCCACUGAACCAAGAAAUUGAAGACUUUUUCAAAGUUCCUCACGGUAAGAUAUACGUUGGUAGUCAUUGCAUUAGCAUUUUUAUAACAAACAUAAUAUGAAAGUAUAAUACUAACACAAUAUACAUUACCUUCAUUUUGAAUAAUAAUAUAGCUGUAAAACAAUACUCUUCAGAUUUCGGCGUAAAACGUGUCCUCUUCCGCACACUAACAAUGCUGGCAGUAGUGUUUGUGGCUGAAUCGGUACCAAACUUUGGUCCUUUACUGGACUUGGUUGGUGGUAGUACGAUGACAUUAACUGGACUAGUCUGUCCAUGUUUGUUUUAUCUAAAACUCAAUGCUUCCGAAGUAGACGACAAAAACCGAGAUCCUGAAGAGAUUGGGUUCAGAGAGUGAGUUCGUUUCUUGUUGUUACCUAAGUCUAAAACGCGAAGGUAACUUACAUUUCCUAAUUUACAUUCGUCAGUAAUUAUACCGUCACUUGUUAAGCAAUUAUUAUCUAAAAAACUUUAAAAAAAGCAAAACCUUUUAAAUACCUUCUGCAACAUCAAUUUCAGAGUUCUAGCCAAGAACAACACCAAGACUCGCCUCAUCUGUUGUGUUAUCAUAGCCAUUUCCGCAUUUUUUGCCGUAGCAACAACCGUUUCAGCUAUAUAUUCAUUAUCUACAGCUGAAUUUGUCGUUCCAUGUUAUCUACAGCCAUUCUUCGGAGCCGACAAAACCAGUGGAAUUGGAGCGGUCGAUUGUUGUGGACAUUACCAAAAUGUGACGCGUAGUAACAACAUAGUCUGUUCGGCGCCAAACUUUGCUAUGUAUUAUGAAUAA